Anthonomus grandis grandis is the source of this 1642-nucleotide messenger RNA. RefSeq lists its product as uncharacterized. The transcript is spliced from 5 exons. Gene Ontology annotation, molecular function: L-allo-threonine aldolase activity. Gene Ontology annotation, cellular component: cytosol. The coding region runs from base 178 to 1317 and encodes 379 amino acids. NCBI's taxonomy places the organism in Eukaryota, Metazoa, Arthropoda, Insecta, Coleoptera, Curculionidae. Gene Ontology annotation, biological process: glycine biosynthetic process; L-threonine catabolic process. The record is from RefSeq and is a predicted model, not a curated record.
CAUUCUCUUAUCUAGUUUAGUCGCUUAUUGCUCCUCUCUCAGUGACCACCAGUUUCAUCCAAUUUAUAUACAGAACUACAGUGUGUUGUGCUCUAUAAAGAAAAUUAUUAAUUAUAUAGUUUAUAAUAUAUUCUAAUUUCUUGAUUUAAGUUUUAUCCAGACAAUUUUAGUACAAAAAUGUAUGAAAAAAUUAAUUUGGACCAGUUGCACAACUCGGGAGUAAGAGUUGUGGAUUUGAGAAGUGAUACUGUAAGUAAACCGACCCCUGAAAUGAGAGAGGCAAUGUAUCGAGCCCCGGUGGGAGACGAUGUGUAUGGUGAGGACCCCACAGUUGCCGAAUUGGAGAGAAGAGCCGCAGAAAUUUUGGAAAAAGAAGAGGCUAUUUUCGUGGCAAGUGGAACUAUGGCUAAUUUAAUUGCUAUUAUGGUCCACUGUAACCAAAGAGGAAGCGAAAUUAUAUCUGGAGACCAUGGACAUACCUUUAAAUUUGAACAAGGUGGUACGGCUCAGAUAGCAGGAGUGCACACAGCGGUUAUAAAAAACAACGAGGACGGUACGUUUAGUAUCGAAGAUCUGCGCAAAAAAAUAAGAAAGAAUCCGGACUUUCACGAGCCGAUUUCCUCUCUAAUUAUCGUCGAAAAUACUCAUAAUUUAUGCGGUGGAAAAGUCCUUCCUUUAGAAUGGCUGGAAAAAGUACAUAAUUUAGCAGAAGAACACCAUCUACCUGUCCACAUGGACGGUGCAAGAAUGAUGAACGCAGCUGUUUACCUUAAAGUACCGCCCAGUCGUAUAGUCAAAGACGUCGACUCGGUUUGCUUUUGUCUUAGCAAGGGACUCGGUUGUCCCGUUGGAGCUAUUUUGGCGGGCACUUCUACGUUUAUCGAUAAAGCCCGACGUGUUCGUAAAGCUUUAGGAGGUGGAUGGAGGCAAGCUGGAAUCAUUGCUGCAGCAGGUUUAGUUGCACUUGACACCAUGAUCGAGAGGCUACAAGAGGAUCAUGACCAUGCCUAUCAAAUUGCAAAAGCAAUCUACGCUAUGCACUCCACCAACUUUAAAGUGGACCUACAAACCGUCCAAACCAACAUAGUCCUGAUGUACUUCGACAAAACGAAAAUCACGGUACAAGAUUUACAGCGCAGGCUACAAACAGUGCUAAAGACCGAUAGGGUUAAGUGUAGUGUCCGUUCGAUGUCGUUAAAUCACGACUGUGUCAGAUUUACUUUAUAUUGGGGGAUAAGUGACGAAGACGUCACUGUGGCUUGUGAAAAGAUCCAGCUGGUAAUUAGAGAAUACGACGAACUGUUGAAGGGGUAUUAAUAUGUGGGCGUUUAGACAUUUUUAUAUAGUUUGAAAAAGCCCUUCGGUGGCUUGUAAUAAAGGAUUAAAGUGAUGUAAGUCCUCAAAGUGAUUACUUAUGACAUUUCGUGGCCACAUAUAUGUUCCAAAAUAUUUGUUUCUCGCGAAAUGACGCAAAUUAUUUGAUGUUUCGAAAUAAGAAAUACUCAAAAAUAUUUAUUACUUAUGACGCGUUUAAAAUGUUGACCUGUGAUAUCCUUGUCUCUGUGUUUACAGGUUUUAAUGAAAAGUGUUCUUUUUUUAUGUAGCUUAUAUUCGAUGAUGAUAAUAAAGCACUAUUAUUAUG